UGCAGUUGUUCUCCGUAAGCCUCUCACAAUGCCAACAUUCAACUCAAGUUUGACGUACUGGAUUGCAAAUGAGAUCUAUCCAACCGCAAUACUUUUGACCACUUCCGGAUCAGGUGGCGAUCGUCUGUUGUAUUACCAACCAGCUCCGCACAUACGUGACUCCACCGAACCAACUAAGCAAGAUCGUAAUGAUCCAAGAGGCGUCGUCAAUUUUCGAUCGAGGGAGCGCUCAGCUGUCUCACAAAGCACAACUUUGAGUGCUAACCCAAUCGGGAAUGAUAAAUCGGCAGAUGUUGCAUCCAACGAUCCCACUGGACAGAAUCCCUUCGCUUUACAUCUUAUCGCUGAUCGUACAUUCCAUGGUCCUGAGGCGGGUCUCUCUUCUGUGGGUGUUUACAGUGCAUCCAGUGUUCCUUCUUUUGCGAUCGGCGCUGAACGUGGCUCGAUUGCAGUCGCCCCAAGCAUCAUUACACCAACACAUGUCACCACCGGGCUUGCUCCGCCGAGUGCCACAACGAACAUCCUACCGGGCAGCACCGUCGGUGCCAACGUUAUGGAUGCUGAUGCUCCCUCUGACCCUGAGACCCGCAUGAUUCCUGUCCCUUUGGUUGGCGAAAAUGGACUGCCCACCAUUGCAGACUUCCCAGCGAAUCUGAUCCUUGGCUUGCUGCAUCAGCCGUUCCAAGGAUUGCGGCGCAGGAUCUACGUUAAGCUCGGUCGUCGAGUGUUCGUCGGAGUAGCGUUUAAUAUCGCUCCAACUUCAGAGGAGGCUGUUGAAUUACCAGAUCAUUCAUUCCAAACAACACCCGAUCCUUUGUCCAACCGUUCAAUGAUAAGCUUCUCUGUCGUGUUUAUGAUGGACGCGUCCGCCCCACCAUCGGUGUUAUCCCACUAUACGGAGUUGGCCUUAUUGACGGGUGCGCAAAUUCGUCGGGCAGAGCUUAUUUCAGACUAUCUCAGCCAGCAGCGUGAUUUAAUCGUCUCCGUGAUUGAGCGAGCAUCUUUUCGCUUGAACCAUGCUGAAAAUUAUCGCCCUACUGUCCGAGAGUCUAGCAAUUUUCGUCGUUCUUUCCGAUGGUCUUCACAGCUAGGGGUUCCGCCCACAAGCAACUUACUGCUUCCCCGUGGACCGGUUGGCCUGAAACCAACGUCCAAAUGUGCUUCGAUCACCUUGUUGCAACAGUGUUCUGACGCUGAACCGAAUGUGACGACGACGUCUGCCACCGAUGUCGACGACGGCGAAGAACAGAUACACGAACAAUUGGCCACUGCUUCGCCUUUGUGCUCCGUUCUAAAGACGAUACUGAAUUCAGUUUGUUCCACGGGUCAUGUCAAUGUGAUGAUCAACCACAUCCUUCCAAUCUACUUUUCAUUGCCUCAUAGGGCAUAUUGCUUGGUCUCUGAGCCGACUUUUUCCUUCUCCGCAAUAUCACCUUCCGCCGUAUGGAGAGCGAUGGAUAAAAUCAGACCUUACCAUACUCUUUUGCUUCUUUCGCGUAAACGACAUUUAUUGGCUCAACUUCCGACGGACGGGAACUCUAGUUUCCGCGAUUUCAUCCAUCAACUGUCGCCUACAAUCAACCUGCGGGAUUUAUCUGUACGAAUGCAGUCACAGGCACAUUGCCUGAUGUCUGCCCUUUGGUUUGUUUAUCAGGGCUUUGCCAUCAUCAUAUAUCCGAUCGCGUCGUCCAACAGCUACGUUCUCUCUCCAUUCUACGCGGCUUGGUUCGAACCCUCACUGAUAGCCCAAUUCGCCACCACAUUCCCCAAGGUGAACUUGGCUCAGAUGAGCAUUCGGCGAAUGGUGUUGGUUUUGGCGUCUUUUUCUAUCGGGCUCACACUGAAAGAACAGUUUGGUUUCCGGGACACCGAUGACAGUGAAGAUAAAGAUACCGGAAAUAAACAGACUCAGCAUCUCACCGUAGAUGGCUCGGACGAAUUCUGGUCGAAUAUGUCUCAAGCCGCUCGAGUCGAGCUUGUUGCAUGGCUCCUCAGACGCCGACUAAUUAUACAGGUACAUAUCUACGUAUUCUGCGCGCUGGUACCUGGAGGGCUUAUCAAUGCCACCAAAUGUGCAACUGACACUGACGAAGCUCACACAUCUGAUGCAGUCCCACGCACGAACACAGUUUCUACGCGUUCAUCAACGACCAUUACUACUACGAACGGCACCGCUCCACUAUCGGUCGAAUCCACCAGUUAUUUACCUUCAUACUCCAAUGUGGGCAGGAUGGAAGUAACUUCGGCUCCAUCUCCCCCAGGAAUUCCAAAGGAUAUCAUCCGUGAAUUAAGAGAUCAGUUUCCGCCCCAUACAAGGCAGUCGGCUGUUGAUACUGUGCUAAGGCACCCGGGCGCCACUCGAAAUCUUGCUAUGCUGCGUCUCUUCGUCCGAAUUCUGUCACAUCUCCCAGCUCACUUGGAAGAGUUGAUGUUUUCGCAAUCUGUCACUCGGUCCACUUUAAUCGAAUGCAUCGACAGGUUUUCUCCGUUGUUGCUGACUGCCAGGUUGCCCGAUCCUGUGACCGCCUGUUUUGCUGGUAUCGAUUGGCCCGGAUAAGGGUGAACUUGUCUCCCUUUUCCACCUGUUAUCAUUUGCGAUUGCUUUGUCUUUCCAAAAAAACAUCACCGUGUUUGCGUUAGGUUAUCUAUGCACAGCCGUUUAUCAGAUAAGUUGCACUCAAAUUUCAAAUAUGUCCUUUUUUACUUAUCUCAGCUGUUGCGAGGUUUUCCUUCGCGUUCUGUCAUCUACUUAUCAUUUAUGCUUUGUGAAUAAAAUGUUCUACUGC
This is a messenger RNA of Dicrocoelium dendriticum, 2786 nucleotides long. The record is from the annotation of a GenBank genome assembly. NCBI's taxonomy places the organism in Eukaryota, Metazoa, Platyhelminthes, Trematoda, Plagiorchiida, Dicrocoeliidae.